Messenger RNA from Anarrhichthys ocellatus (wolf-eel), 3720 nucleotides. It is a transcript of the gene pcmtd1, whose product is annotated as protein-L-isoaspartate (D-aspartate) O-methyltransferase domain containing 1. Gene Ontology annotation, biological process: protein modification process. Gene Ontology annotation, molecular function: protein-L-isoaspartate (D-aspartate) O-methyltransferase activity. Gene Ontology annotation, cellular component: cytoplasm. Bases 415 to 1494 code for a protein of 359 amino acids. The record is from RefSeq and is a predicted model, not a curated record. Lineage: Eukaryota; Metazoa; Chordata; Actinopteri; Perciformes; Anarhichadidae. The transcript has 6 exons.
UAAACCACGUGACCUAUGUUUACAUCCUCUCAGCUGUGUCUGUCUUCUCCUUCACUUCGACACAACGGCUCUUCGUUACCAACUUACUUCUCCCUCCUUCGCUCGGGCCAGCUGACGUUAAGCUGCUAGAUAACACAGCUGACCGGCAGUUAGCCUCCAAAUAAAAGACAUUUGAAAAAAAAAGGAGCGCUGCUAAAACGUCUGAAAGUCGCAUUGCACAGAGCAUCCAGUUGAUGCGACACGGAAUUGUCACUCGCUGCCCUGGACAUGACCGGAGUCUGAACCGACGCUUGAGGAGUCACAGCGGCGGCAGCAGCGUUCAGGUCAGACGUUCUUCCCCCAUGCCACACUGAGGAGGAAUCGCUCACCCGGAGUACGAGUUUCGGCCCUUGUGUUUUCUCUUCUCUUUUCGUCAUGGGGGGAGCCGUGAGCGCUGGGGAGGACAAUGACGACCUCAUUGAUAAUCUGAAGGAGGCCCAGUACAUUCGCACGGAGAAAGUUGAGCAGGCCUUUCGGGCCAUAGACCGCGGUGACUACUAUCUGGACGGCUACCGGGACAGUGCCUACAAAGACUUGGCGUGGAAGCAUGGCAACAUACACCUGUCUGCUCCGUGUAUAUACUCAGAGGUGAUGGAGGCCCUCAAACUGCAGCCUGGACUUUCUUUCCUCAAUCUGGGCAGUGGGACUGGCUACCUGAGCACAAUGGUUGGCCUCAUCAUAGGACCAUUUGGUGUGAACCAUGGAGUUGAGCUCCAUAAGGACGUGGUUGAAUAUGCCAGAGAGAAACUGGAUGAUUUCAUAAAGAAUAGUGACAGCUUUGAUAAGUUUGAGUUCUGUGAACCUGUCUUUGUGGUGGGGAAUUGCCUUGAAAUCUCAACAGACAGUCACCAAUACGAUCGCAUCUACUGCGGCGCAGGAGUGCAGAAAGACCAUGAAAAUUACAUGAAAGUACUGCUCAAAAUUGGAGGCAUUCUGGUGAUGCCUAUAGAAGAUCAGCUGACCCAGAUAACCAGGACUGGCCAGUGCACAUGGGACAGCAAAAACAUCUUGGCGGUGUCCUUUGCCCCCUUGAUCCAGCAGAGCAUAGCAGAUGGAGAGAAGCCCGACGCUGUCCAGCUGCCCCCGGUGACUGUCUGCAGCCUUCAGGAUCUGUCUCGGAUCUACAUUCGCCGCACUCUGAGGAACCUGGCCAACGAGGACAGUCAGGGGAAGGACAUCAUGCAAAGAGUUCCCCAGAAGCGCAAACGCCGGCGCUGCCGGCGGCGACGCAUCAACACCUACGUUUUCGUGGGCAAUCAGCUGAUCCCCCAGAUGGUGGAGAGCGAGGAGGAGGAGCACGCCGAGGAAGAACACAAGGAAGUGGAGGAGGAGGAAGAACGAGACAUUGGCGACAUUGAAAUCCUCAAGCAAGUGAACGUGUUGAGAGACCAAAUAAUGUCUCUACCGCUGCCAGAGUCCCUGAAAGCAUAUCUGCUGUAUUACAGAGAGAAAUGACUGAUUAACUAAUCUCCACUCUUAAUGGGUGCAGCGCCUGCUCAGAUGCUUUUCUUCACCCUUUUCAGUACAGAUGUAGCAUUAUUUCCAUUAAAUCGUAAUGGCAAAACUGUAAUGGAAAGAGACGUCAUAGAUAGUGGAUAAUAAUAUGAUUAUCACGAAUUGUAUGAAUUUAUAUAUCCCAAAAAAAAAAAAAAAAGUAUACUAAAUGGACAGUUUGAGAAACCCAUUUUGAGAUUCAGAUUUUAUCACAAUGUCAGGAUUUCUGCAGAAAUGUGCAGAUUAAAAAUUGUAUAUGAAAAAAAGUUCUUAUUAUAUUUGUCAGAAUAUAAUCGUGCUGAGAUGAAGACUUUCAUCGCAGCUUUUAUAUAAGCUUUAACUUACUUGUCAGGGUCUGGUGAUUAACUGAUCACCGGAAAAGGAAGCAAAAGACACUGAAAGUCAAAUAAGGCCACACCCUCCACCUUGUUGAGUUUCUUGCAUAAUCACCAACAGGGCACUUUGUGUCGUUACUCUUGAGAUUUUGUGUCCGGUCAACGUGUUUUGUACCUUCCUGCUACAAGAGAUCAUGGAGAGACUUUAUUGAUUCAUAAUUUUUUCUACAGGGCACCUUUUGAUGUAACUUUUUUCUACAGGGUGCUUGUGUUUCCUCACUUUGCAUAUGAAUAGCCGGCAUCCUACUUGAUAUGAUACGGUGUUGUAGGACCCUCUCCUCUCCAUGGUUUCCCCAUCCUUGAUGCAAAUAGUAUAAUUAAUUAUGUCAGAGGUUUGGAAUAAUGAGACAGCUGAUGACCGGUGUUCAGUGGUGGUUCACAUUUUUAGCUUUGUUUUUUUAGAGGGGACUGAUGAUAGUCAAUAAUGCAUGAAUUUACUGUAAAUGUGUUGGGUGUUCCUGACUUCACAUCUUAUGAUUGGUCACUGGAGAUGAUGUCCCAAGUGAUCAAGACUGGAAAUGUUUUGAUAAAAAGGAAAAAAAACAUAGGAUUUAAAGAAUAUGAAUCAAGUAGAUGGCCUUUAAACAAAUCUCAAAUUCUGUAUUUUGGAGCCUUUUGUAUCCUGAACUGUAGAAGUGUCCUACGAAGCACCUUAGUCUGCAGUCCUCGAGUGAAAGAAGACGUUUUUAUUGCAGACUGGACUUGUUGUGAUGUAAAUCCUGUUUAAUCAAAGUACAAUUUGCUUGCAGAACUUCCCUGAUAGUGGUGCCAACGUACCCCCAUCACAUUAGGACUUCUGUGAGUUUCCUAGCACAGUAAAUUUACCCAAACGAAGGUAUAUUUCUACAAAAAACAUUCCGCGGUGGAAAGAAAAAAUAAAAUAAAUAAAACCGCACAUCACUGAUAGAUGUCACUCUUUUUCUUCAUGCUUUACAGUCACAGACUUUGGAGAUUUCACUCAUCUUACUUUGAAUGCAUUGUUUAGUAUUCCAAAAUCUGAGUUGAAUGUUGUUGAUAUUAAUUCUGUUCAAUAUAAAAGUGAUACAUAUGUAUUGUUAUCAUAGGAUUCUGCAUACAGUUUAAUUUGGUUUGUUGUAGCGCCCUUUUGCUGUGCUGUAUCUUUGACACUGGGAACUCUGUAGAUCAAAACUCCACUGCUGUCUGUUAAAUAGAUCAACUAUAGUCGUGCUUAUGGUAUUCAUUUUCUGGUGUAAUGAAAAAUAUUUUGUUUAAAAAAACGGGAGUGAUUAUUCUAUUUGUAGUUUGUGUGUGAAGAGGUAAUUAUUAUUUUCUGUAAGGUUUUUUUUUUUACAUUCAUGGAAAAGCUUUGCAAGUAAGAAAUAAUGGAAUAAUUUCUCAUCUUAUAAUUACCAAUAACAUCAUAGCCCCAUUUGAUUUGCGUAGUAUCCAUUAAAAUCCUCAUGACCAAUUACUGGUAUGCAACAGUUUGUAUACCAUUAUCUAAAACAUAAUUGCUAAUCAGAGAGCACAUUGAGUAUUGAAAGCAGGGGACCUACACCCUCGACUCUCAGGUCAUGCCUUGCACCAAAGUUAAUAGGACUGCUGUGAUCCCGUUUAAUGUGGACGAGAUUUGACUACAAAGAUGGCGCCCGGUAAAGACCAAAUUAUAACCAAUUCUGUGCUUUUAUAUGAAGUUGAUUUGUUAAGAGCCGAAACAGUUGUGUCACUGGUUAUCGGACCCAGGUUGAUUUCUCAUAGUGCGUGCAGCUCAUUUGGAAAAUGUGUCGUUUCUCCGUAAAUGUUUGGCACAAAAAUAAAAAGGUCACAAUCA